This is a messenger RNA of Ylistrum balloti, 1873 nucleotides long. RefSeq names its product rRNA methyltransferase 1, mitochondrial-like. Gene Ontology annotation, biological process: rRNA methylation. Gene Ontology annotation, molecular function: RNA binding; RNA methyltransferase activity. Lineage: Eukaryota; Metazoa; Mollusca; Bivalvia; Pectinida; Pectinidae. The transcript has 10 exons. The record is from RefSeq and is a predicted model, not a curated record. The coding region runs from base 240 to 1607 and encodes 455 amino acids.
AUGGCUUCUGUCUGUACCUUGGCAAUUCAAGUGCAGUUUCUUAGACUAAACUAUGGUCGAGACUUUACAAGAGAGUUUUGAGACAUAUGGUCUUGUGUACUAUGUGCUGUUGCUGCCAAGCACUCUGAUUGUGUUUGUCAUCUGUCUCUUCAUUCGCUGGAUGGGACUGAAAUUCUUUAGACACAAUUAACCUCAACUUAACAAGUGAAUCUGUGAAGUUCGAAAAUUAUUAAACCGUCAUGUCUGCAAUAGUAAGACAGCUGUGUCGCCACUUCAUUCAAGGGAGACAACCUGUAAACGUGACACAGGUUCUUUGUGCACGAUUCUCUCCGAGACAAUGUCAUAGCCAUGCUGCGGUAACAUUGUCUGACGAAAACCUAGAAAAGGAAUCAAGCCAAGAGAAGCCUACAGGUAGAAAGGCAAGGAAAUUACUCGAAAGGAAAUCAUCCUUUGAAAGACUCCGCAGAAGUAAAGAAAAUAAUUCCAUGGAAAAUAAUGAUAUUGGUGAGUUGAACACUAGGAGAGAAACAAGAGACAACUUUCAUUUUAAGGAAGAAAACAAACACGCAAGAAAUUUUGACGAUGGCUUUCAAUUCGGUGGUGAAAAAAAAACUUUCAGAAGGAAAAAUUCUGAUAAUGACUUCCAAUUAAGCGUUGGAAAAAAAAAUUUCAGAGGGCAAAAUUCUGCUGAAUUCCAUAGAGAAGAGAAAACUUUCAGGAGAAAACAAAUGGGUGAAUCAAAAGACAGUAAGAAUGUAAAUGAUGGCAACAAAAGUAAGCUUGUACAAGGAUCUGGGAAUCGUUUUGGAGUGCAAUACAGAAAUAAGAAAUUCCCAUUCAAGGGUGAGAUACUGUUUGGCUAUCACCCUGUGAGCAUUGCACUAUCUCACAGACGACGACAUUGUCACAAACUUUUCGUCCAAAGAGGCCGCAGACUGUCCCCUGAUGUUGAUAUUCUGGGCUUGGCCAAGGAAGCCAAAAUACCUGUUGAAGAGGUUUCCCGGAUUCACCUGGAUCAGCUGUGCCUAGGGCGACCGCACCAGGGAAUCUGUAUGGAUGCAGACCCACUUGAUAUCCAUAAUUUGUCACCAGAUGAUACAAGGGCUGCCAUCCUGGACCCACCUCCAAUAUGGUUGCUGCCUUACGAAAUUGUGGAUCCUAUGAACAUGGGAGCAAUCAUUAGGUCCUCCUAUUACUUCGGUGUGGAUGCUGUUGUCCUCUCAAGUCACCACAGUGCCACUGCUAGCCCUAUGGUCAGCAAAGCAAGCUCUGGGGCCAUGGAAGUGAUGAAAUUUUUUAAUUUAAAAAACAAAGAAGCCACAACACAAUUUCUAGAGGACUGGAGGGCCAAUGUAGGACAGAUAAUUGGUACAGCAACUGGACCUGGAACAGUGGAAGUGACAGAGUGUGUGGUAAACAAGCCAACACUACUUAUUGUUGGUAAUGAGCAUCAUGGUUUGAAGGACGAGAUUCUGAAACAUUGUGAUCAAGUGAUCAAGUUAAGGGAGUGUACACCUGAUAGACAGUCAUUGGUGGAAUCUCUUAAUGUUUCUGUGGCAACCGGGAUAGUACUACACACCCUGACAACCAAUAAAACAAAUACAUGAAGGAGGACAGAUUUAUAGGCAUGUAAAACUUGAAAAAGAGAAGACUUCGCUGAGAAAAGUGAUAAAAAUUAUGUAUCAUGUGGGUUGAUUAAAAAAAAAUUCUUCAAUUUACAUGGACCGUUGAAAAGGAUUCACAGUGAGAUUCAGCAAGAUAUUUAGCUCAAUAAAUCAUGUUUUUUUCAGGUGGAAAACAAAAGAAGAUGUUACAAGUCUGUAUUGCAUGAACAAAGGUUCAGAUUGUCUAAACAAAAUGUUUCCAUCGAAAA